AAAUCCAACUUUCAAAAUAUCUGCUUCUGUUGAUAAUGAUAUACAAAAAUGCAGAAGGCGAGUCCCAAAUUUAUCCAUUGCUGCCUACCAUCGCUGCUGCAGUGCCUUUGCUACAAGCACUAGAAUCUGCACAAUCUUCUUCUUUCACUGUAAAUUUACAGUUAAGAGUAUUGCAAUCCUCAAAAUUAAACAAAAAGCUAGAAAAUCCAUAACCUUACCAAUAAAUGGCGUCCUCCAUUUCCUUCACUUCAACACCUUCUUUCGCUUCCCCUUGUUUCCACCAUAAAAACCCACUCCCUUCGUUUCCAAUAUGGGUUCCCUGCCGAAACCCCACCAACAGCUCUGCCUCUACGCUAUUCCCUAUCUGCUUUGCUGCUAAACCCCAGACGGGUGGACCUGUCAAGAAAAGAUCGUCGUCGGCAGCUGGGAAUAAGAAGAGGAGGAAAGGGAAAAGUGGCAACGAUGAUGGUAAUUUGAAGGAGAUGAGUUUGAGGGAUGUUGAGAUUGUGGAAGAAAAUGAUGAUUUUGAUGAAGGGUCAUCUUCUUCUUCUUCUACUAGUACGACUACGCGUUCUUUAGCAUAUUAUUCUCAUCCGCUGCCCAAACCGCCAGCUGGGUUUGUGGUUGACGACACUGGCAGGGUUCUCAUGGCCUCAAACAAGAGAAUUGCCACCAUCGUUGAUUCUGUCAACAACAACCCAUUAGAGUGUGUCAUAAGGAGGGUAUUCAAAAGUUCGCGGGGUGAUGAAUGUAUGCUGCUCUGCCCAGUUGACAUGCCUGUUCAGAUAUUAAAGAGCACAAAUAUCGAUGGAUGGUCAGCUGUCAGUGAUGAAGAAGUUGAAGCUAUUCUUCCUACAGCUGAAUAUGCUCUUGCCAAAGUACAUAUGCAUCUGGUCCACAGUGGAUUCUGUUAUACAGCUCGAGGAGGAUUCUGCUACUCUGAAGAUGACAUAUUCGAUUUCCGCUCAGAUGACGGUCAAGAUAUAGAUGGGUUGCCAACUGAAGGCAUAGAGAUUACAUGCUUCCAUCUGGAUGGUGCCCAUUACAUGAUUUAUACACCAUCUGAUCCACUACUAUUUGUUGCUUUCAAGGAUCAGAAUGGAAUUCUGCAAAUUGCUGAUGAUGAACUCCUGGAAGACCCUGCUAUCAUGAGUGCCAUUGAUGAGGAAACUGAGUUUAAUGCCUUAGUGGAAGAAGAAGCUGCUCUUCUUGAAUCAUUGUUGGGUGAAAGAUGAUCGGCUUUCUCGGUGUUUAUUUGGAAGUAGCCCCUGAAUUUUAACUUACUACCCCAACCCUUAGUACUUCCCCUCCGCUCAUUUUCACUAAAAAUGCAAGUAAAAAAAGCUAGUAAAGAAAAAGAAAAAAAGGAAAGAAAAGAGUAAAUGAUAAGUUAAUUUUGCUCUGAAUUUCCGAAUUAUGAUUUGAUGUUUAGUUCAAUUGGAUAUUUUCAGUUAUAUAUUAGCAGUUGAAUCGGUUUUUGGUUCAACCUUUGCA
This is a messenger RNA of Gossypium raimondii (Peruvian cotton), 1494 nucleotides long. RefSeq lists its product as uncharacterized. NCBI's taxonomy places the organism in Eukaryota, Viridiplantae, Streptophyta, Magnoliopsida, Malvales, Malvaceae. The transcript has 10 exons. The record is from RefSeq and is a predicted model, not a curated record. The coding region runs from base 225 to 1235 and encodes 336 amino acids.